Ilex paraguariensis (yerba mate) is the source of this 1141-nucleotide messenger RNA. Lineage: Eukaryota; Viridiplantae; Streptophyta; Magnoliopsida; Aquifoliales; Aquifoliaceae. The record is from the annotation of a GenBank genome assembly.
GGAAAAAAUUCGACCGUUAUGCUUCGUCCUCCCUCCUCUCUUUUCGCUCUCUCAACUUAGACUAUCCAAGAAAGAGUUUCAAAUCCAGUCCUAAACGAACCCAAAUAUGAUGAGUGACGAAGAACCAAAACAAAGCCCUGAAAACGGAAAAUAUUCCCCACCAAAACAACCAGACACAAUCGAAAACGGCGAAAAAAUUGAUACCAUGCUCAGCCCGGGGUUCAGAUCCGUGGCUGCAAUGGCCGGUUGGGAUGAAGAGACGCUUCUAAUCGCAAGUUCUGUCGUGGAAGACACACCCGAUCGCGGUCCCAAACAGACGAAACGCCCCGAUUUACACUUCAAGACUCCACCAACCAAUUCAAGAAGAAAACGCAGGGCCGCCCAGAGGAAGAGUCCUGUUUCCACACCUGUAGAGGUUCUUAACCUUGAUGAAGAUGAAAGUACCAAAGAAGAAUGUGUGAAAACGAAGACAGAGCCCAAAAUCAAAGCCAAUGAAUUUAAUAAAACAAAUAACGACGAGGAGUCGAUUGCACAGGGCUCUGGUGAUUCUUGUUCAAGUUCGGCUAUUCCGUGCAUGGACAAACUCCGGGAAGAGCUUUCUUGCGCAAUUUGUUUGGAGAUUUGCUUCGAACCCAGCACCACUCCUUGUGGUCACAGCAAUGGAAGAUCCUGCACUGUGAACACGGUUCUGUGGAAUACUAUACAGCUCCUGUUUCCACAAGAGAUCCAAGCAAGGAAGGCAGCUGCAGCCUCAAAGGGGGGCCAAGAAGCAGAAGAGCUUCAAAGUCUUGCCGGAAUGAGUCGUUAUAAUGUGCGAAACCGGACUGUACUUGCAUUAGAAAGUCCCGAGGCCGAACGCCAAGUCCCAGAAAGGAGGAGCCAUCACAGGCUGAGAAAUCAAGGUGUCCAGCCUUCCGAGAUAUCGAGCAGAGGAGGAGAUGGUGUGAGGAGACGAAGAGAGGUGCCAAGCCAAGAUGAGGAUGCUGCAUUGGCUUUGAGAUUGCAGAGAGAAGAGUUCAUGGAUGCUUAUAGAGGAGGCACUGACGAGCAAUACAGAAGCUCUUUUACAUCAGCCAGAGCAAACUUGAGAGCUAUGGCAUCUAGAGCCAUUAAUGUCCGUCUUAGAGGCCGGCCAACCUAG